GCUAGUUAGAUACUACGGAUUAACCCAUUAACGCCUAGCGUCACCGUAUGGUCACAAGUGUAAGGCUCCCUAUAUUUGACGCCUGUCCCCAACCUUCUACUUCUGUCGGAUAGAUAGCGCCAUGAGUCUCUUUAGAAUGGUUCUAAUAAGCAUCGGAAGAGUUACAGUUCUACUUUGUGUGUGAUUUAUGACCCUGAGACAGUUUUCCGUUUAGUAAUUUUUGUUGUUCUACAAAACUGCCAUGGAACCAAGGUUUGAGAGAGGUUUUACACUUCAAGAGGCUUUGGAAAUUGCCUAUAAUGAAGAUAUAGAUGAAAUAUUUAUUGAACCACCCGAUGCAAGCGUCCUGACUGAUGUGGACUCGGGAGAUGAAGAUGGGGGUGGAUUUGUGGACAACCUAUCUGGAGGACAACUUCGAGCUCAAGCUGAAGUAAAACUUCUGGACAAUAAUAGAAUUGGUGGAUGCACUUCUGAUGAUCAAAUACUUUCGCAAGAGAGUGCUCUGUCACAGCGAGAUUCACCUAUAUUGCACAACAUCAUGCCACAAGUAAACGUUUCAGCUAAGUUAGAAGAAUUCCAAUGGAUCCAGGGCGAUUUGGAGCCAAGUCGCCAAAGUUUUCCAGAUGGUAAUCAUUUGCAGUAUCAAAACUUGUCUCCGGUACAGUUAUUUGAGAUGUUCAUUGAUGACGAAGUUCUGUCUAUUUUGAUUGAGGAAACCUCUAGAUAUGCCUGUUCAAAAACUGCCCUGAUCCACGUGUGA
Molecule: messenger RNA, 760 nt
Organism: Sitophilus oryzae (rice weevil)
Lineage: Eukaryota; Metazoa; Arthropoda; Insecta; Coleoptera; Curculionidae
Product: piggyBac transposable element-derived protein 2-like
Exons: 2
Coding region: 242-760 (172 amino acids)
Molecular function (GO): sequence-specific DNA binding
Source: RefSeq, a predicted model, not a curated record